CCCAACGGCGUCAUUUUCUCGGGAAAAUUUUCCUGAUUUGCCGGAAUCCUACGGAAAUUUAAAGAGAUGCCGACGUACAAUAUCAGAGGCGUCGAUGUGGAUUUUCCAUUCGAGGCUUACGAUUGCCAGCUUGUUUAUAUGGAAAAAGUCAUUCAAUCUCUCCAAGAAAGAUGCAAUGCACUUUUGGAGAGCCCUACCGGAACUGGGAAAACGUUGUGUCUUCUCUGUGCAACCCUGGCUUGGAGGAAGAGUUUGGGAGGUUUCUCGACUGGUAUGAGUGUAAAAAGCAGUCAGAAAGAAGAGAGCGAACCAGAUGUUUCACUGUCACAGCCUGUGCAGUCAAAUCUUCCUACCAUAAUAUAUACCUCACGCACUCACAGCCAAAUCCGGCAAGUAAUUCAAGAAUUAAAGAGAACCCGUUACAGGCCCAAAAUGGUAGUUUUAGGAUCUCGAGAGCAAUUGUGCAUUCAUGAUGAAGUGAGUUCACUUCGUGGAAAAACACAAACAAAUUCUUGCCAUUCGUUGUGUAGAAAGCGUAAAUGUGGCCAUCAUUCUCGUGUUGCAGAAUACAUGAAGAAAAAUCCUCAUCUUGGUGAUGAACCUAUCGAUAUUGAGGAUUUAGUCAACGUUGGAAGAAGAUUCGGACCGUGUCCUUAUUAUGUAUCACGAGAGCUCCACCGGAUUGCUGAUAUAUUUUUUGCACCUUAUAACUAUCUCAUUGACCCGGGGAAUAGAAAAUCUUUGAAAGUUGAUUGGAACAAUAGUAUACUCAUAUUUGAUGAAGCUCACAAUUUGGAAGGCUUAUGUGCAGAUGCAGCAUCUUUUGAAUUGCCUUCUUGGCUUCUGAAGGCUUGCAUUAUUGAAGCAAAACAUUGUAUUGACCUAUCUGUAGAAAGAAGGGAAGAAUCAAAUGAAAAAUCACGGAACCCAGAUAAUUUUGCCAUCCUUAGAGCACUUCUUUUGAAGCUUGAGAAACGGAUUGCUGAAGUGCCUAUUCAGUCUAAGGAAUUGGGAUUUACUAAGCCUGGGCCGUACAUCUACGAAUUACUCUCUGAGCUAAAUAUCACGCAUGAAACUGUCUCUAAGCUCAUUCAAAUAAUAGAUGACGCUGCUGUGCUUAUUGAGGAAGAUAACCAGCACAAGGUGGCACACACUACUUGCAGACUGGAAAGCAUAGGUGAUAUUCUUAAUACAAUUUUUAAGGAUGAGGGCAAUGCUCAUGCAAAAUUCUAUCGUGUUCACGUGCAUGAAGUUGAAGCAAGUGCUGCAGAUGGCUUGAAAGGUAAGGCAUCAAGGACACUAAGCUGGUGGUGUUUCAAUCCGGGAAUUGCCUUGGAAGCAUUCUCCAAGUUGGGUGUGGGCUCAGUUAUACUGACAUCUGGCACGUUAUCUCCCCUGGAUUCAUUUGCACAAGAACUGAAAUUAGAAUUUCCCGUUCGGUUGGAAAAUCCUCAUGUCAUCACCCCUAGUCAGAUAUGGGCUGGUGUUGUACCAGCUGGUCCUUCUGGUUGCUCUUUCAAUUCCUCUUACCGAAACCGUGAUUCUAUUGAAUACAAGCAAGAUCUUGGCAAUGCUAUUGUCAACUUCGCACGAAUUGUACCUGAUGGAUUGCUCGUAUUCUUUCCAUCAUACUACAUAUUGGACCAAUGCAUUGGAUGCUGGAAGAAUAUGAGUCAUGCAAACUCAACAACUAUAUGGGAAAGAAUCUGCAAACAUAAGAAACCCGUGAUAGAACCUAGACAAUCUUCACUAUUUCCUUCAUCAAUUGAGGACUACUUGGCUAAGCUCAAGGAUGCCUCUGCUUCUGGUGCAGUGUUUUUUGCUGUUUGUCGGGGUAAGGUGAGUGAAGGAUUAGAUUUUGCUGACCAUGCUGGAAGAGCUGUGGUCAUCACUGGUAUGCCAUUUGCAACAAGGACUGAUCCUAAGGUUCGUCUGAAACGUGAGUACUUGGAUCAAGGGGGGCUAUCCCAUAGCAAGGUUCUAACUGGAGAAGAAUGGUAUAAUCAACAAGCAUCACGAGCUGUGAAUCAGGCUGUUGGACGUGUAAUCCGUCAUCGUCAUGAUUAUGGAGCAAUUAUUUUUUGUGAUGAAAGGUUUGCACAUCCAUAUCGUCAGUCCCAGAUAUCGCAUUGGAUACAGCCUCACAUCAAGUGUUACUCCAAAUUUGGGGAUGUAGUUUUUACAUUGACCCAGUUUUUUCGGGAUGGACGAGCUCGGGGAUCUACAGAUCUGAGUUUUAUACAAACUAAAAACCGGGGAGAAAUAGAAGAGAUACAAACAGAGCUACCUCUGGAGAAAUCUCUCACCCAGAUGACACCAAUAAGUCAAGAUUCCUCUAUAAAGGCCUCUUCUUCCGUACCAAACACUACAAAGGGCAAUUUUUCAAGCCGAGUGAAGGAUUUUCUUCCUGCGAAUCGCUCAUCUCUUACUCUCUCCAAGAAUCAAUCUUUAAUUUUGAAUUGUUCGAGGGAUGCUAUCUGCAAUGAGAAAAAUUUGCUGAUGCCUGCAAGGAAAAAUAUGCGAAACCAAGCUCAAGAAAUAAUUGAUUUGACUGGUUAUUCUAUAUUGGAUGAACAACCAAGCAAAGAAGAACUGCUAGUGCCUUUUCAUGCCAGGAAGCGCAAAUUAUUAAGCACGGAAAAUGUUGCAAUACAACAGAUUGAAGUUUCUCAUGAACACUCAUCCCGUGCAAAGAAGUUUGAAACAAAUGGGGCUCCUUUCAGUAUCAAUUCAGUGCAACUUGAGAAUUCACCAAUUUCUAAUAGUAUAAGUUCACAACAUGCUCAAGUUGGUACGGCGUUGCUGCGCAAAGACAAUGGGACUCCUCAGAGGAGGGAAGUUGAGUUUCUCAGGCAGAAGAACAAAGAUGUUCAGUCCAUUAAUGUGCCCAGUGGUAAUGAGGAGAACAGAGGAUCCGAUUUUCUGAUUCAGGUUAAAGAGAAGCUUAGUGCUGAAGAAUAUAAAAAUUUUGUUGAGUUUCUGAAGGCCCUUAAGUCUAAAACAAUGCAGACAAGUCAAGCUUUACAAUCCAUUGUGAGCUUAUUCUCUGGACCAGAGAGGCUUCCUCUUCUUAAAAGGUUCAAGGAUUAUAUUCCUGCAAAGCAUCAUUCUCUCUAUGAGCAUUGUGUUGAAGUAAAUGGCAACAGACACUGACAUAUGAAAUAUGGAACUCCUAGCUAAUAAUCAGAGAAGCUGCUUAAUUUGGCAUGGAAAGCCAGCAGAUCGUGAGCACACUAUAGUCAUGGACCUCCGUAUCUCACUCAAGAUGUGCAAUUAGGAAGUACAUGUACAUUUUGAUUUGCUUUGUCUUGCUGGUCUUCCCUGGUUUUUGUUGGUACCUGGAGAUUUUAACCAGAUACAACUGCUAUUCAUCCAUGAGGCCCAAAAGAAUACUUAACUCAAAGGUAGUAUGAAAUCUGGCAAUGCUGAAGGGAUAUAAGCAAGUCUUUCAUGUGUUAUGGUCUGAGGCAGCUCCUAUUCUUCAUAUGGUUUUGGUCCUUUAGACAAAACAUGACUUCCGGCUAAGCAACUGCACUGUGGCAAGAUCAGUUACAUCCAUAUAUGGCAAACAACCUUAGCAUGUCAGGAAGAUUAAUUUGAAGGCAGCCUCAGCUAUUUCCAUAGUAUUUCAUGGUGCAAGAUCAUUUGGUUGCCAUGAAUCGGAGGAGAGGAAUCAAGUACUAACUUACUGUUGUUAUGGUUUAGUUUUGGGGAUGACAUUGGCUAGCUGUUGUAAAUGCAUUGAUGCCCUCUGAUUAUUACUACUUGCACGAAUACCUAGUUACAAGGUGCUUGCUUGCAUUAUUGCCUGGGAAAAAGAAAAAAAGAAAGAAAGUUACAAGGUGUUUAUAACUUUUUCUUUGUAACGGGAAUAAAUGCCUAGGCCAAACCUUGAUUGAAUUUUGUUGUUAAAGAAAUUGCGACUUAAUUUUAUCUUUUCAUUAUCAAUCAAUCGGUCAGAUUCAGAUUUGAU
Messenger RNA from Juglans regia (Persian walnut), 3973 nucleotides. RefSeq names its product regulator of telomere elongation helicase 1 homolog. Gene Ontology annotation, molecular function: DNA polymerase binding; hydrolase activity, acting on acid anhydrides, in phosphorus-containing anhydrides; DNA helicase activity. Gene Ontology annotation, cellular component: nucleus. The transcript has 23 exons. Gene Ontology annotation, biological process: telomeric loop disassembly; negative regulation of DNA recombination; negative regulation of t-circle formation. The coding region runs from base 67 to 3153 and encodes 1028 amino acids. The record is from RefSeq and is a predicted model, not a curated record. NCBI's taxonomy places the organism in Eukaryota, Viridiplantae, Streptophyta, Magnoliopsida, Fagales, Juglandaceae.